CUUAUUGGUGAAUCAAUUUCUGUCAAUGAUUGAUAUUAUUGAUAGUACCCUACUUUAUACCAGUCAAAGCUUUUCGUUAACUUGUAGUAUAGUAACUCAUACGUGAUUAUAUGUACGUAUUAUUAGCGUAGCUAUGGGACAUUAUGCUUUGUAUUAACUAAGUAAGUUAACUUGUAGUAACAGAGGUACUCUUGUCUUAUUCAUCUACCCUGAUCUGUCUCUCUGUUGUCCAUGUCCACAUCACCUCUCUACCUCCACAACUACCAAUUAAUGUAGUCAGGAACCAAGCAACUUGCCGAAGAUGAUACUAGGCUACAUAAAACCCUCGUAACUUAGCGUAGUACAUUCAUUCAAUGUGUUCUUUCUUGCCAGAACCAGCAAAUAUAUUUGAAUCAACUAAUUUAUUUAAACCUAUCCAUGAAUCAUAAAUGCCUAAAACAUUAUUUUAUCAGUAUUUUGUAACUUUGCCUAUUCCAGUGUUGUGCUUAGUCAACUAAAUAGGAUAGUAGUCAGUUAGUUGACUAAUCAAAACGUUAACUAAGUUUUAAACAACUAAAAAUUAUUGGUAGACUAUUUUGAAUGGGGGAUUUGUUACUUCCCUGCUAGUUGGAUCAUUUAAAUAUUCAAUCAUCACUAGUUUAUUCCUCAUGUAUUAAAGGACGGUAGUGUAAUAGAACAAUUCUGGAAUAGAAACAAUAGUUCUGUAAUAGAACAUCUGCAACAUCCUACACCAUCUUUGCAAUUUCUUUAUUUGACAAGAACAAUGGUACAGAGAGGCAAAUUCAAAGUCGUGUUUGUUCGUCAUGGGGAAAGUGAGUGGACAAAGCAUAACUUAUUUUGUGGCUGGUAUGAUGCACCUCUCAGUAACAAAGGCUUAGAAGAAGCUGUUUCCUCGGGAAAAGCUUUGAGAGAUGCUGGGCUGGAGUUUGAUGUAGCAUUUACAUCCUUACUAACUAGAGCUAAUCAAACAUUAGACAUUAUAAAGACAGAAAUAGAUCAAUUAGAUUUACCAGUUGUUGAACACUGGAGAUUGAAUGAGAGACAUUAUGGAGACUUGACUGGGUACAAUAAAGAAGAGAUGGCUGAAAAGUAUGGUCUUGAGCAAGUUCAAAUCUGGAGGCGGAAAUUUGAUGUUUUACCUCCACCGAUGAAGGAAACUCACAAGUAUUACACAAGUAUUGUGGAGAAUCCUAAGUUCAAAAGCCAACCAAAUAUAUUUAUUCCUGAGGUUGAAUCACUUGAGACAACAAUGGUUCGAACUUUACCAUUGUGGAAUGAAACAAUAGUUCCAGAUAUACUUAGUGGCAAGAGAGUAUUGAUUGUGACUCAUGGAACCACUCUAAGAGGGCUUGUCAAACAUAUUGAUGGUAUUAGUAAUGAAGACAUCAUGAAACUCAAUUUACCUACAGGCAUGCCUUUUUACUACGAGUUGGAUGAAAAUUUAAAACCAGUUGUAUCAAUGAAGUUCUUUUCUAAUAGAGAAGCUGUAGAAAAAGCCAUGGCUUUGGUGGCUUCUAUAUCUCAUAGAAAUUAAAGCUAAGGUUGCAUCUAAAGGUAAAAAACAAAGUUUUGUAUGAUAAUAAUUGCUACUGACACAUCACAUUUAAUGCUAAAAACACUCAGCAGGGCCCAAAAGUAAAAAAUAUUGUACAAAGAAGAUUUUGAAGUGAUAAAAGCUGUUUUAAAUUGAAUUUUUAUUAGAAAAUAAAUGUUUUUAAAUGCUUGC
This is a messenger RNA of Macrosteles quadrilineatus (aster leafhopper), 1726 nucleotides long. RefSeq names its product phosphoglycerate mutase 1-like. The record is from RefSeq and is a predicted model, not a curated record. NCBI's taxonomy places the organism in Eukaryota, Metazoa, Arthropoda, Insecta, Hemiptera, Cicadellidae. Gene Ontology annotation, molecular function: intramolecular phosphotransferase activity. Gene Ontology annotation, biological process: glycolytic process. The transcript has 5 exons. Bases 764 to 1534 code for a protein of 256 amino acids.